Ostrinia nubilalis (European corn borer) is the source of this 5221-nucleotide messenger RNA. Its product is annotated as calmodulin-A-like. The transcript is spliced from 10 exons. Gene Ontology annotation, cellular component: myosin II complex. Lineage: Eukaryota; Metazoa; Arthropoda; Insecta; Lepidoptera; Crambidae. The record is from RefSeq and is a predicted model, not a curated record. Bases 104 to 943 code for a protein of 279 amino acids. Gene Ontology annotation, molecular function: calcium ion binding.
GACCUAUAAGUGGUUCUGGGACUAACGUGCUUUAGACUCCAGUGAAGUGUUGGGUAGAAAGUGAACAGUGGCAUACGAGUCGAGGACGCUUCUCAGCAUCAAGAUGGCGUUCGCAGCAGCCCGGAUGAUCCUGAAGGACAAGAGGAGGAAGGCUUCCAAAGAGGACUUCAGGGAUACACGGAACAGAAGCAAGGCUCGGAGCGCUAGCACCAGUAGCUUUAGGAGCGUAAGCCAGGCGCGGAACAAGCCAGCAGACGGUGGUGGUCAUGUCAACCAGAAGAAUGCAGCUGGCCAGAAGUCGCAGCCGGCGUGUCAGAAAGGCACCAAAGGCGGCCCUAAGACUCCGGUCAAGCCAUCAGCGCAGAAGGGGCAAGCGAAGACAGCGCCACCCAAACAGGCGGCGGCGGCGGCGGCCGUCAAAACUCCCCAGGGCAAGAAGAAGAAGGGGCAUAAACAUCAGCAGUAUGAACUCAUCGUUACUAUCAAUUUGUCAGAAUAUGGACUUACAGAGGAGCAAGUUGCAGAAUUCAAGGAGGCCUUUAUGCUGUUCGACAAAGACGAGGAUGGGACGAUCACCAUGGCCGAGCUGGGGGUGGUGAUGCGCUCCCUGGGACAGAGACCUUCAGAGACUGAACUUCGAGAUAUGGUGAAGGAGGUGGACCAGGACGGCAACGGGACUAUCGAGUUCAACGAGUUCCUCCAAAUGAUGUCCAAGAAGAUGCGCGGGUCUGAUGGAGAAGACGAGCUUAGAGAGGCAUUCAGGGUAUUCGACAAGAACAAUGACGGUCUGAUCUCCUCGGUGGAGCUGCGGCACGUGAUGACCAACCUGGGCGAGCGGCUGAGCGAGGAGGAGGUGGACGACAUGAUCCGCGAGGCCGACCUCGACGGCGACGGCAUGGUCAACUACGACGAGUUCGUAACAAUACUGACGUCGAAAAACUAGUAUGCAGAGAAAAGGCCCAAGAGAGCCCCUCCCGCGCCCCGCCCUCCCCUCCAGGAGGACCUGUACAAGUUCGGAGGGAAAGAAACUCUUAUCUAGUUGAAGUGUUAAUGCUCUACCGCAACGGUAACGGUUAACGUUAUUUAUAACGCUUGGUGGCAGUGUAUACGUACAUGUGAUUUUUGAUGUGUUUUGUUUUCGUUAAACUCGUCGCCAACUUCUUAAGUUCGGCGCGUUCUUUUGUUUUUAGCCAUGCAUGUCAAUCAGAACCAGAAGUACUGUCAAAUUGAAACCUUUAUCUAAUACCUAAUCUUUCAUUUUUUACUAGAUACUUGAUAGUUCUAUCAACAAAACUUUGCAAGAUAAAUUCUUGCAAAGCAAUAAAAACUCAACGAAACAAAGAAUAAACGUACACCGAUUGAAAAUUAAAUGUAUUCUAAAGAUUAUUAGAAAAAGGUAUCAAUUUGUAUGACUGUCCUAAUGACCUUUAUGUACAGUAUGCAUUAAAAGCAACAAAGUCAAAAAAAUUAAAACAAACAUACGUAACUUAAUUCCAAAAAAUCUACCACCCAAAAUUCCAAUCAACUAUUUAAAUUGGAAUUGUAUACACCUCUGCUUAACACGCACUACAAACACAAGAAAAUGUAUUAAUGCUUUUGCAUUUUAUAAUGGCACUUUUUUGGCAAAAAUGUUAUCACGAACUUUUUACUAACACAUUUUUAUACUUUGCUACGUGUGCAAAAACAGUGCAUUGACCUCACAGAAUGUCUUGGGCUCUAGCUGAGUACAGCUAAAAUUAGAAAUAAUGAACUAAAUAAUAUUUAAGAGUAACUUUAAAUAAAUGAACCACAUUUAAAGAGAGAACAACGGAUGUUCAAGUAUUUAUACAGCCCGGUUUUUUUAUACAUACAUGGAGUAUGUAAUUUCUAAAUGUCAACAAGAAACUGCUGAAUAGUUACAAAAUGUAAUGUGGUGUAAAUAAAACCGGGCUUUAGAUAGCAUUUUUUAUAUUUUAUGCCACGGAAAGCAGGGUUGACUGCCAUCCAUCCUUGUAUAAAUACUUGAAUUAUACAUUCAGGCCGUUUUUUUCUAAAUUAUAGGUGUAUUGAUUUAUUUUUUCUUACGUUAAUAUCGGCAACGAAUAUUAUCAUACUUAGUUGAACAUUAAUAAUUUCAAGUGUGUAUAAAUAUUCAAAUAUUUAUACAAGAAAAUUUUCUUUUGCCUAUUAUUUUUACUAGAAAAUACGGUAAAUAACUGUUAAAUUACAUACUUAAAUGUAUGUCGUAUAGAAUUUUUUAUAUAAUUAUUCAAAAGAACUUAUACCUCCGAGAUUGUAAUAGAAUUGAAAAUAGAUUUAGUUUUCGGUGAAAUUGAAUUGUAGACGUAAAAAAUCGAUGUCAUUGUAGUUAUACAUUUUAAAUACAUAUUAUGAAAACAAGAUCCAAUGCAUAAAAUUAUGUAAUGACCGUAUUUUUAACUCUGUCGAAAUUUGACACUGUCAAAUGGGUCAUAACAGUUAAAUGUUUAACAAUAUUGGGUUUUAGAUAACCGUGUACCAUUAGAAGUAAUCGCAAAUAGAUAAGUAACUUACAACAGAUAAAUAAAAUAGCUGUUAAAAAAUUUGGUUGUGUCUACAUUCUUUGUAACAAUUAACAUAACAUACUAUAUCCAGUAAAUGUAACAUUAUAACUAGAGACCCGUACGUAUACACGUUGUUUGAAUAUGUGUAGUUCUAGAUAAUUGUGUGUAUUCGAAAUGUUCAAUGGAGGUUUUCGUUAGUCUUCCAUUUUGCGAAGGUUGACUGAAAAAUGUUGAGCCAAAGAUACCAGGAGUUCAUUAAAGUUACGAGGAAUCGAAAAAUUAUAUUUAUAGAAAUGAAAAUGCUAGUCGUGAAAUUAAUGUUAAGGUAUCAUUAUUUUAUUGGUUCAAAUUCUAUGGAGUUUUAAAAUUUAUAUAGGCACAAGAAAAGGGUACUUUUUAUUGUAACGAAAAUAGUGAAAUUUCUACAUUUUGCUAUGCUAAAGACUUAAGAAGUUUUAAUGGAAAUUAAGGUUUUUAAUUGUAGAGUUUUUAUUCGUCACCCAAAUAUUUCCAUUGAUAUAAAUUGUAUAAUUUCGUGUUGAAAUAUGUAGGGAAAUCCAAGCGAAAGAUUUGUAUAAGCCACUCUAGGUAGAGGCAUAACAUUAUGAAUUUAAUGUAAAAUUGUUCGAAGUGUAGGGAAUGUUAGAUGUAAAAAUCUGAAUUUUUGAAUGUGAAAAUGGCAAGAAAAAAUUAAGAACUUCAAUUAUUCUGUGAACUUGUGUUAAUUUUUUUUAUAAUAUUAUCUGGUUGCCUUUUAGUUCGGUACUAAUAACAAAAUUAUUAGAUAGAGUUAAUAAACAAUACUUCAUGCUAUUGAUUUCAACUGACAGGAUUUUUUCCAACAUUAAGAAAAAAUCAAACACUUAUAGGUACUUACAUUUUAUUAUUAUAUUUGCUGUAUAAAUGCUAAGAUCAUUUGAAGUUGUGGGCUUCCUUAUGAUAAAUCAUUUAUCAUUGUGAUGCAAAAUUAUAUUCUUAAAUAUCAUCAAUAGAUUCGUUUUGAUUUUUAACACUCAGUUCAAUAGAUCGACAAUAAAAUAAUUAUAUUUGUAUAUUUCAAAUGAAUUUUAAAUAUAUUAGAGGAAUUAGUUUACUAUUAUUGUGAAAUUAUAACAUCACAUAUCACAAGCAAUAAAAAUAUAUUAUUUACUUGUUAUUCAAGAUGAUAUUUACAAAACAAAUCAUGCUCUAUAACAAACUAAAUUAUUAUUAAAACACAGGAUAUAUUUUAAUUACAUGUUAUUGAAGAGAAAUACAUUUAUGACUUAUUUAUAAUCAAAUUAUACUUAAUUAUAUUUCAGUCGUUAAAAAUAUUUAAAAGUAUGAACUUUUUUAAAUGAACGUGAAUCCAUUUUUACGAGACCAAAAUUCAUUAUAAAUUAGACGGAAAGUUAAAGUAAUGUUACAUAUUUUAGCCUAUGUAAAUUGCAUAAAUACUAUAUUCAAAGUACCUACUUUCAAUUGCCAAUUAAAUGAAUAAGGCAUUAUCAUCUUAACCAACAUGGUAGUAACCUUAGAUUGUACCUACUUUUAGUUAUAAUUUUCUUUUUUUUUAUGUUAUAGAAUAAAAACUAAUUGUAAAAAUUGUACAUUGAGACAGACGUCCCUCAUGCUACUUAGAAUUAACAAUUCGGUAAUUUUUAAAUUGUGCGAAAAUUAUAAACUAUUAAAGUUUAAAUUUAUGUUGCAAAAAAUAUAAUAAUUGCAAUUUUACAAAAAAAAAGUCAUGUAAGAGUUUAUUUUUUAGUUUUCUUCCAUUCUGAUAUAAUAAGAUCUAUAAGUUUUUCUAAUGAUAAAAAAUGUUAUUGAGCAAUUUAAAAUUGGACAUAAAAAGUUUCCAUUAAAGAACUAUCCUUUGAAGGAUUUUCGACGUGAGAAAACACUAGAACAAAUCAAGGAGCUGGUUUUUACUGCCUGCCAAUCAUUAACUAUCGGGAUGAUUGCAUUUGGUAGUUUUAAAUAUAAAUAACUUGUGGGUCAAAAAAUAAUAAGUACGGUCUCAAAAUAAUACUUAAAAUUUGAAUUAUAAUAUUAUUCAAUAAUAUAAAUACUUCUUUAUAGAACCAAGGUUAUAAAAUAUUAUUUUUCGUUUAUAAAAAAAUUAAAUAUUAUCUUUUUUUGGGGCUGACGUACGUUACUUGUACUAUGUAGUAUAUGUUAAUAAUAUAAUAAUGUGACUGUACUGAUAAUGUCACGGAUAUUGUUGCUUUGUAAGUGAUAGAGAGAGACAUACAAUAUUAACCGCUUAAUAUUAUUUUUAAAUAGAUCAAUGUUAACAAUUUUUGAUUUUGCUCUGUAUAGAGUUUUCGAUAUUUGUACUGUUGCAAGCACAGCAGACUAUUACAACUUUAUAUUUUACUGCAAAAUCACAUCUAUAACGACUACAUAAGAUAAAUUUGAGAAUUGAACGAUUGCACUUACAAACUUACUUCAUCAAUAAUAUAAAUUAUACUUAUAUGUAUAAAAGUAUGAAUAUUGAAAACUCGUAUACCCAUUUCACGUAUGAAAAACCUUAUAAUAAUAUUGGUACUGAUAUUCCUCGUGAAAUAGAGUCAUAAUGGAAUAUGUGUGUGUGAAAAAUGUUAUACAUAAAGUCAAGUUAAAUGUAUGUGUAUGCAAGGUAGAAAUUCGAUGUAACUAGAUGAAUAUACAAGCUUGGUAUGAAACAAAGAAAUUUUAAUAAAAUUGAUAUGUGAAUA